Molecule: messenger RNA, 3241 nt
Organism: Eriocheir sinensis (Chinese mitten crab)
Lineage: Eukaryota; Metazoa; Arthropoda; Malacostraca; Decapoda; Varunidae
Product: histone PARylation factor 1-like
Exons: 10
Coding region: 82-1389 (435 amino acids)
Biological process (GO): DNA damage response; regulation of protein ADP-ribosylation
Cellular component (GO): nucleus
Molecular function (GO): histone binding; poly-ADP-D-ribose binding
Source: RefSeq, a predicted model, not a curated record
CCAAGCGCGGGCAGCGCGGCUCGGACGGACUCUUCGUAGUGUGUGCUCUCCUUUCCUUUAGUGAGGACGUGAAGCGCCGGCAUGGCCUGGGAUCCCAUCCAGCGGGGCGGGCUGGCCGGGGUGCCCGCACACCUCUUUGACAAGGCGUUGGAGACAGCGACCAAGAUGAUUUUAAAGCGGUUUCGCUCGGAGGACGACGAAACGGAUGUGGAGAAUGGGACAAAGAGAGUCAGAGUGGAUGACACAGUCCUACUAGCUCCUCCCCGUCUCCGCCGGUCUAGUUUUGAUGAGGAUGGCCUUGCAGACUAUGGCAGCCCUUAUGAACGGACUAAAAUUUUCCUAAAGACUGCCUCACCCACAGACUCGGAAGGUGAAAAGGAGGAUGAAGACGAGUCCAAAAAGGAAGAAGAUUUAGCAUUGGCUCCCCAUGACUAUAUUGUACAAAACUCCCCAGAGAAUGUGCGAUUUAGCAUUGAGCAAAAGUUCUUGGUGGAGAUGCCAAAGGAAUUCUUUGACUUCUGGGAAUGCUGUUCAUGCAUCAACAACGAAAACCCAGAAGAGGCACUGCAGCAGGCUGGCUUGACACUUGUUGGACCAUAUGAUAUUCUCACAGGAAAACUGAAGGAGCUAAAUGAUAAGAGAGUGUCUAACUACAUCUGUCACUGGCGGUACUACUAUGAUCCACCAGAGUUCAUGACUGUGAUUGCCGGAGACGAGAAUGAAUACCACAUUGGCUAUUACCGUGAUGACCCUUACACCAUGCCUGAUUUUGUGGCCUCAAUGUCCUCAGUUAAAAUAGGUCACAUCAAGGCCCUGGGAGGGAAUAUAUUUGCAGGAGUUUGUUCUUACCUGUCUGAAAAGAUGAAGACAGAAGAUCCCUUUAAGAAGACUCCCCUGAUGAGACUCUAUAAGGAGGUGGAAGCAUAUGCCAAAGAUAAGGGUUACUCCUUGCUGGCGGUCACUCCCGACAUGAAGGAGCGGAACAAAGCUGUGGUGGCCAAGACCUUCCACGGGGCUGGCAUUGUGGUGCCUGUGCAGAAUGAUGUGGGCUACAGAGAGCUUCCAGAAACUUAUGCAAACCUGAGAAAGAUUAUGAAAAAAGUGGCAGAGUCUAAAACUGAAGAGGAAGAGAUGAAAAAUUUUGAGCCCCUUCAAGAGAUAAUAACCAAUGUCCAGUUUGGCUACGAUGAAGGAGACUACGGAAUGGGACUUGAGCUUGGAAUCAACCUCUUUAUUUAUGGUGGGGAAGUGUUCCAUAAGGUCAUUCUCCACUUGCUGUGUGUUGGCUAUGACCUGCUGGCCAGGGAAUCCUACAUCACCAUCCUGCAGGCACACCUCAGGAACAGGCGGCGGGGCAGCAAGCUGAGCAUCCUGGACACUAGCACCUAAGCCAGGGGUGUCAAACUCAUGGCCCGCGGGCCAAAUGUGGCUUGCGGAAUGGUCUUAGUGGCCCGCGAGGUGACGGGAUUCUUCAGCCUGAGUUGCCAUAAUUGUUACAGUUGAAGAAAAUACUAAACUGUUAAGACAAGACAUAAUAACAUUUACCUUUUAUUCAUAUGACUGAUUUAUUUCAUAUUCAAACUUCAGUCUUGCCAAUGUGUAAUUAUCAAGUCUCUGAUGGCCUUCGAGAUCAUAACCAAGUGCAUAAUUUGAGUUUGACACCUCUGACCUAAACCUUUGUCCCCAUGGGAGAGAAACUGUGCCUUAUUUGGCUGUCCCUUAAGGCAUGAACUAGAAUAGACAUUAAGUUCCUAUGAUUAUUAUUUAUGCUUCAACCAUUGUUCACCCUAUUACCUGGUAACAAAGUGGGUAGUGAGUAAAUAAAGUCUAAAUAUUAUUGAGAAGGGGAAACAUUCCUUAGCUUCAGCUCCUUGUGGUGCAGGAGCUGUACCCAGUAGGCCUUGUCCACACCAGCUGUGUGAUGUGUUGCUCAGCUAGAUGCCAAGGCAACACUCAUAGUGCUGCUAACCCUCAAAGACUUCUCCCCCUACACUGUCACUGAAAUUACCUUACCUUUCCCUCAAUUACCCUACAGCUCAGGGUAAAAAUAUACCUUUUUUUGGAGUAGUGUGUGUGGUUUCUUUUGUUUAUUUAAAGAAGUGAUAAUUUUUGUUGACAGUUUAUGUCUGGCUGAAAAAUAGGUAUGAUUUGUACCAGGAAUUUAUAAUUACCUUAUUUUGCUCUGAUUUUGUGAAAUUCCCCAACUGCUCCACAAACUAAGGAGUGAGGCUGACCGGCCCUUGGUUUGCAACACUGCACAAGCCAAGUAAUCCCGGUGAGUUGCACAACACAUCGCACAGCUUGAUUUAUUUAUUUAUUUAUUUAUUUUUUUAUAUACAUCUGCCCUAUAGCGCUGGUAGGCUAUUGCAUUGGGACCUGAUGGUCGGCCUGAGCCUGUCAUGGCACAGGCCAUUGUUCAUAGUGGCGCCAUUAUUAUUGGCUCAUACUGCCCCCCGGAGCUUAUCCUUGAUUUCACUUGCACUGCACAGCUUCUUCUAGAGUCCGGGUUGAUGGGUGGUCUUCAGGACAGCAUGUGGGUAGUCUUAGGCCACUCGGCGGUGACUGAAAAAUCCCAGGUGGUUAGCAGCGGAUUCAAACCCCCAUCAUCGACAGAGCGGCGGAAUGCGGGGCCGGCACGCUAACCACUCAGCCACCGCCUCACGGGACAGGCCUUCAGUCACCUCCUGCAACAUGGGGAUAGCUUUAAGUCAGUAGAGUCAGGAGCCUUCGUUAUAGCUGCAAAUGGCCUUAGUGAUUAUCUCUGUCGCAUUAGCUCUUAAUCCUGUGGUGGGCAUGAACCCAUAACUCCGGUACACAUGUUUAGAGACUAAUUUUUAUGUCUCGGUAACAUCAUUUUUUUCCUUUAUUAUUGAAUAAGUAUUUCCAUGCGUUAUAACCACUUGAAUAAGUAUUUCCAUGCGUUAUAACCACUUAAGGUUAGAUAUAAGGUAAAGUUUCAAAACAUGUUUAAUGUUGCACACUUGGGUAUGCAACUUUCUAUUUAUAGUUCUUUGGUUUGUGUUAGCUUUUUCAGUUCAUCAGUUAUUUUAUUUACACGGUAUUGUGAGCAGUAACUAUUCUAAAUACUAAAAUACUACAUUGCACAAUACAUUUUAAUGUAUCUUCUUUACCUUAUUGCAUAUCUGUAAAUUGGAGCCAUCCAUUGACACCACUGUCCAGUUCUCUGUGAAGUCAAGGUCACUGGCAAGGUGCACCAUUGACAAUAAAGGAAUAGUUGGUA